Prorocentrum cordatum is the source of this 1255-nucleotide messenger RNA. The record is from the annotation of a GenBank genome assembly. Lineage: Eukaryota; Dinophyceae; Prorocentrales; Prorocentraceae.
GCCGGUCCCCCCUUCCCAGGAUCUGCCUCUUCUGCCCUCCCCCCUCUCGCAGGUCGGUGCAAGCGACGGGCGUGCCGACGUGCAGACCUCGUCUUGCCUGUGCGCCCGCCGGGGCGCACGGCCUGUGACCGAUUGACUGUCCUUGCCGUCUUUCCUCCUCUUCCCGAGACCAGCUUCCACGCCUGCGUCGCCGCCUGCGCCAGGGGGCAGCGCUGGGAGGGCGCCCUGCGCCUCUCCGCAGACCUGCGGGCGGCCCGCCUGGAGCCGAGCGCGGACGUCUACGCCGUGGCGGCCAGCGCGUGCGAGCAGGGGCGGCAGUGGGAGCGGGCGCUGGCGCUCGCGCGCGAGGCCGAGCGUGGCGGCCUGCGGCCGGGCCUGGCGCUGCUGAACGCUGCGGCCUGCGCCUGUGCAGCAGCCAGGAGGUGGGACCAGGCCCUGCUGAUCCUCGGCAGCCUGCCGAGGCGCCGGCUGGCCCCGGACCUGGUGAGCCUCGGAGUGGCGCUGGGCGCCUGCUCGCGCGCGCGGCAGUGGCAGAGGGCCGUGGACCUGCUGGCGCACUGCGCGCCGGAGGAGCCGGACGCCAUGUGCUGCGCCACCGCAGUGCAGGCGUGCGCUGCAGCCUGGAUGUGGGAGGCGGCCAUCGGCACGCUGCGCGCGGCACGGGCCCGUGGCCGCGACAGCGCCCUCGGCGCCGCGAGCGCGCUCGUGGCCUGCGAGGCGGCGGGGCACGGCCACGCGGCCGCGCAGAGGGGAUCGAUGAGCCGCUUCAGGGCCCUGCUGAUGGGCCGGGGGCGCGCCUGCCCCGCGGCGCUGCGCGAGCGGGGCUCGGGCGAAGCCGUGGUGGCCGCCGACGCGCUGCACAGGUGGGGCGCGCUGGACCAGGAGGCCCGCGCGGCGCUCGAGAGGGGUGCGGUGCGGCCGGUGGUCGGCACGCUGCGCGGCGCCGCCUCCGCCGGCGCGGGCGCGGGGCGCUGCGACGGCGCGGCCUCUCGCCUGCGGGCCCUGAGCGCCGGCCUGCGCCAGUUCGUCUGCGACCUGGGCGCCGCCGCCUCGCGGGACGCGGCGGGGGGCCUGGGCAUGGCACCGCGCCAGCGCUGUGACACGGCCCGCGCACUGGAGAGCGGGCCCGCCGCUCCACGGAGCAGGCGUGCCCCUGAGCUCGCCGCCCUGCCGCAGAGGACCCGCCCCCUCCCCGGGCGGUGGCCUGCCGGCGGCUCCUGGACCUGGCCGGGCCCGCGGCGCCGGAGGCGCCCGC